Epinephelus fuscoguttatus (brown-marbled grouper) is the source of this 4966-nucleotide messenger RNA. It is a transcript of the gene sec24a, whose product is annotated as SEC24 homolog A, COPII coat complex component. Gene Ontology annotation, cellular component: endoplasmic reticulum exit site; COPII vesicle coat. Gene Ontology annotation, biological process: COPII-coated vesicle cargo loading; intracellular protein transport; endoplasmic reticulum to Golgi vesicle-mediated transport. The transcript has 23 exons. Gene Ontology annotation, molecular function: zinc ion binding; SNARE binding. The record is from RefSeq and is a predicted model, not a curated record. The coding region runs from base 319 to 3711 and encodes 1130 amino acids. NCBI's taxonomy places the organism in Eukaryota, Metazoa, Chordata, Actinopteri, Perciformes, Serranidae.
GAUCCCAACUUCCGGUGAAAGAGGAGAAGUGUCUCACACGAUUACUCUGACAAGGCCUAUCGUUACUUACCCGUAGGUAGUUGAACGGGGUUUCGGUAAUAGCCAUGGCUCUGUGAUCGCCAAUAAGCCAUCUAAUUAACUUUUUAAGAAAUUAGGAGACGUCGCCGUAGACGCCGCUUUGACUAAACGCCACAUCGUCAGAGCCACAGGUUUGAACGUUACCCCGCGACUGCCAGCUAGUUAGCUAGCUAGCUAAAGACGCAGCUAGCUAUUCGCCAACCAAGCACCUCUAAAUUAGGUCCUGGUGUCUAUUUCAAGAUGUCAACGGCGGGGUUUAACUCUCAGAAUGGGACAGGGACAGGACAGACAUAUACGAAUGGUCCAUCACAGAAUCCAGUUGCCCUGCAGCAGCUGCCAGGGGUCAGCUAUGGCAUGACUCACCAACCAACCUACAAUCCAAUGCAGGCCAAAGCUCCCCCACCUCCCGGCCCUGGACUUUACCCCUCUGGGCCAUACCAACCUGUUCCCCCAGGCAGCUCCUACCAGCCUGGCCCACCACUCACUUCCUACCCAGCUCCUCCAGGCCAGUCGCUGUUGACCAGGCCUCUCAUGGGAGGUCCUCCAUCCCAUACCCCUCCUCAGUCUGCCAGCCCCAGCCCUGGUCCUCGGCUGCCCCCUGCACAGGCCACACCUCCCCCUCCUGCUGUAUCUUCUAGUAGCUACUACCAAAAUCCCCAGCAGCCGCACCCCAUGGCGCCAGCAUGGCAGUACAACGCAGCUCCCCCACCAAUGGGGCCACCCACUUCCAUGAGCACACCUCCCCGCGGCCCCGUGGCUAAUCAUGUGAACCCAGCUGCAAGCUCAACAGCACCGCCACCACCACCAACAUCGGCGGCUUACAGCUCUGCACCACUAGCCCAUGUGUCGCAUAGUGUCACCCAGCCCCCAGGUCCAGGGAUCCCCCCCACCUCUCUGCAUGGAUAUACCCAGCCAGGCACUGCACCACCUCCAAUGACUCCCAUGGCUCCCCACACAUACCAACCAAGCAGAGCUCCCUAUGGCCCCCCACCCACAGGCCCACCAUCAACUAUGAAACCCCCACCACCUCCCACUGGACCCCCAAUGGCCAAUGCCACACCUCCACCCCCCAAGGCAGAUGGAACUGUGGCUGGCAAUGGCCCACAAGCACCAAACAGCUAUAAUCAUGUUGACAACAAAAUGGCUGGCCUGCCUCAGCCUGGACCACCUGGUCGGCACUUGGGCCACUACCCCUCCCUCCCCCCUGGGUAUCAGAACACCUCAGCUCCUCACAACGCCACCUCCCCCAUGCACCCUGCGAUGCAGGCCGCCACGCAGCCUUAUACUCAAGCACCUCAGCCAUACCAGCAGCCACCUGGUGGCCCAGGGCCAGCCCAACUGAGCCCAUCCCUGGCAGCCAUGAGUCUCCAGUCCAGCACCCCAGAGGCUCUGAGAGUGGUCAACCUGCUGCAGGAGAGGAACCUUCUGCCACCAAGCCCGAUCCCUGCCCCAACGCCCUGUCUCCCACAGGACCUGCAGAAGAUCAACUGCAACCCAGAGGUCUUUCGUUGUACGCUGACCAGCAUCCCUCAGACUCAGUCACUGCUCAAUAAAGCCAAGAUGCCGCUGGGCCUGCUGCUCCACCCCUUCAAAGACCUCUCGCAGCUUCCUGUGGUGACAUCCAGCACCAUCGUCCGGUGUCGGUCCUGCAGAACCUACAUCAAUCCCUUCGUCUCUUUCCUGGACCAGAGGAGGUGGAAGUGUAACCUGUGCUAUCGGGUCAAUGAUGUUCCAGAGGAGUUUAUGUACAACCCAGUUAGCAGAUCGUACGGAGAGCCACACAAAAGACCCGAGGUCCAGAACGCCACCAUCGAAUUCAUUGCUCCUUCAGAAUACAUGCUGAGGCCACCACAGCCUGCUGUUUACCUCUUUGUUCUUGAUGUAUCCCACAACGCAGUGGAGACAGGCUACCUGAAUGUGUUCUGCCAGUCACUGCUAGACAACAUCAACUCGCUUCCUGGAGACUCUCGGACAAAGGUAGGCUUCAUCACCUUUGACAGCACCAUCCAUUUCUACAACCUCCAGGAGGGACUUUCUCAGCCUCAGAUGCUCAUUGUGUCUGACAUCGAAGAUAUAUUUUUACCAACACCAGACAGCCUUCUAGUAAACCUCAAUGAAUGCAAAGAGCUUGUGCAGGAUCUGCUGAAGAGCCUCCCAACUUUAUUUGAGAAGACUAUGGAGACCCAGUCUGCCCUGGGUUCAGCUCUGCAAGCAGCCUUCAAGCUGCUGUCACCCACCGGAGGGCGCAUGUCCAUCUUUCAGACCCAGCUGCCCAACCUCGGUGUCGGGGCGCUCCAGUCCAGAGAAGACCCCAACCAACGGGCAUCUGCCAAGGACGUCCAGCACUUAUCCCCAGCGACAGACUUCUACAAGAAGCUGGCUCUGGACUGCUCCGGCCAGCAGGUGGCAGUUGAUCUGUUCCUGCUCAGCUCUCGAUACUGCGACCUGGCAUCGCUCGGCUGCAUAUCAAGAUACUCUGCAGGGAGCGUUUACUACUACCCCUCCUACCACCACCAGCACAACCCUGCUCAGGUGGAGUGCUUCCAGAAGGAUCUAAAGAGAUACUUAACCAGGAAGAUCGGCUUCGAGGCCGUUAUGAGGAUACGCUGUACCAAAGGUCUGUCCAUCCACACGUUCCACGGAAACUUCUUUGUGCGCUCCACAGAUCUGUUGUCACUUCCCAACGUGAACCCAGACGCUGGCUUUGCAGUUCAGAUGUCCAUCGAGGAAAAUCUGGAUGACAUGCAAGUUGUUUCAUUCCAGGCUGCGCUGCUUUACACGUCCAGCAAAGGCGAGAGGAGGAUCCGUGUCCACACCUUGUGUCUCCCUGUGGUUAAUUCUCUGUCAGACAUCUUUGCUGGUGCUGAUGUUCAAGCCAUCAGUGGACUACUGGCUUGCAUGGCUGUGGACCGCUCGGUGACGGCCAGUAUGAGUGAUGCCAGAGAUGCGAUGACCAACGCUGCCAUUGACUCGCUGACGUCAUACCGGCAGUCUGUGUUGACCAUCCAGCAGCCCGGCCUGCUGUCCCCAGCCUGCCUCAGACUCUUCCCCCUCUACAUCCUCGCCCUGCUCAAACAGAAAGCCUUCAGGACAGGGACCAGCACCAGGCUGGAUGACCGGGUGUUUGCCAUGUGUCAGCUGAAGUACCAGCCGCUGGCCUACGCAAUGCUGAUGAUACAUCCUGCCCUGUACCGUGUGGACAAUCUGACAGAUGAGGGAGCUUUGAACAUCAAUGAGCGGACCAUCCCUCAGCCCAGAGUGCUGCAGCUGUCUGUGGAGAAGCUCAGCAGGGACGGAGCUUUCCUCAUGGAUGCUGGAACGGUGAUGUUUCUGUGGAUCGGACGGAACUGCCACCCCAACUUCCUCACACAAGUCCUGGGAGUUCCCAGUUACGCUGCUGUGCCUGAUAACCUGUAUCUGCUCCCCGAGCUGGACACUGCCGAGUCGCAGAGAACCAGAGCUUUCAUCGGUUGGCUCAGAGACCAGAGGCCGUUCUUCCCCUCCCUGCAUGUCAUCAGGGACGAGAGCCAGCUGAAACCCACCUUUAUGCAGAACAUGAUCGAAGACCGAACAGAGUCGGCCCUGUCAUACUACGAGUUCCUGCUCCACCUCCAACAGCAAAUCUCCAAAUAAUUUUCAGUGGGACUGUGGAGAACAGGGAACACUCAAGUGAGGAUGUGCAUCAGUGUAUGUGUGUGUAUGUAUGUACAUUGUGUGUGUGUGUGUGUGUGUGUGUGUGUGUGUGUGUGUGUGUGUGUGUGUGUGAAAGCAGUGGAAGUCAGACUCAAGGAUGCCUCUUGCUCAGUCUUCGGCUAUGGCCCGCCAUCUCUCUGAGGAAAAGCUGAACUGAUGUGACGUGUCGCUCAAAUCAAACUAUGUGACGGACAGUGUGAGGACAAAGAGACGAAGAAUCGAAUCUGAUGCUUAUUUGGCACUUUUUACCCAGCUGAAGCAGUGCGUUGGAAGAAGAAAAAAGAAGCAAGAAAUCCAAGAUGAUGAUGAUUGUGAUUAUAUAUGUCAAUGAUCGAAUGAAUCAGUGUUUAUUCUCAGAGAACAAUGCUGUCUAACUGAUCGUUCUGAUACAGUUCAGGCAAACGGAUGUGUGAAGUGUUUUUGUUCAAAAAGCACAGUCGUCUUUACUAAAACAAGUCAAACGUAUGUUUGUGUGUGCUUAAGACUAGGUUUAUGAGGAAGGUUAGUGUGUCUGCGCUCAAAGACUGUUAUUGAGUGUCACCAGGAGUAUUUGUACACAGAACACCUGAGCUCUAACAACACUCUUACUAUCGUACCUGAAGGACAGAACGUGUGCUUUUUUUUUUAAUUUCCCACUCAUUAUAAUUGUGUGUCGAACAAAUGCGUAGACUCUGUUGUAAAAGGCAGGAAUGUUUAAGGUGUUUGAAGGCGGAUCGACCUCGCCGUCAUCGCUGCCUUGAAUGUGUGGACUCGGCAGUGGAAAGUCUAUUUCAUUGGUCUGAUCUGUCCUUCAGCAACUCUCUGUCAUACUUUCUCUCUCUGGACAUUCAGAACACCCCUGACAACAUCGCUGUUCUGUUUGUUUGUUUCUUCUUUUUUUGUUUCCAGUUAUCUAAUAAUUUAUGAGACUCCCAAUCUGAUUAAAUUCUAUAAUUGCCUUGUAUGGGAAGUCACUUUUUAUUAUUAAACCUCUGUUUAAAUACAGACUCUAUAUAUGAAAUAUUUUAAUAUAAUAGGAUAUGGGAAAUUCUUUAACACAGACAUAACAAAGCCAUUGUGAUCUUUUAAUCAUGCUUAUUGAUACUUGUAUAUUGAAAAUACUGCAUUAUAUAAAGGUAAAGAAAUGCUGAUGGUUUUAGUAUAAACAAUAAGGUGAAAUGACGCUAAGGAAAUAAAAUGUUUGGGACUUUUUAAA